This is a messenger RNA of Bacillus rossius redtenbacheri, 369 nucleotides long. RefSeq lists its product as uncharacterized. Lineage: Eukaryota; Metazoa; Arthropoda; Insecta; Phasmatodea; Bacillidae. The transcript is spliced from 2 exons. The record is from RefSeq and is a predicted model, not a curated record. The coding region runs from base 16 to 354 and encodes 112 amino acids.
GCUUAUCGCAGGUGCAUGGCGGGCCGGAGAUACCGCGCCAGUCAACAGCUCCGCUUCCUAGAAGGAGCAGUGUGUACUACGUACAGACUUGGCAGCGGUACAGGGCGCAUAAUGUACAGGACGUGCGCGGUGCUGGUGUGCUGCGGACUGCUGGCCGUCCCUUCCUCGGGCGCCAGGCUGCAGGAGAAGUGCAGGUACGACUCUGACUGCCUCACGGACCUCACCUACUGCAAGAACCAGGUGGAGUGUGCCUGCAAGGUGGGCUACGAGCCGCUAGAGUCGCUCAGCGGCUGCCAGGCGGGUGAGUGUCUCUCCUGCCUCCUACCAGCUCGGCUCCUUUUUUAUUAUUGGUAGGGACCACAUUUCGCG